Molecule: messenger RNA, 1113 nt
Organism: Perkinsus marinus ATCC 50983
Lineage: Eukaryota; Perkinsozoa; Perkinsida; Perkinsidae
Product: Gastricsin precursor, putative
Exons: 1
Coding region: 1-1113 (370 amino acids)
Biological process (GO): proteolysis
Molecular function (GO): aspartic-type endopeptidase activity
Source: RefSeq, a predicted model, not a curated record
AUGCUCACCUACCCUCUCAUCAUCUGGACUGCCUUACAAGGUGUCAUGGGAGUAACUCUGGAGCUACCUAUCUUUCGUAUGUUCAUGCACAAUGGUGAUAAUAAUCUAUAUCAGCCUAUACAAGCUGACGGUCAACCUCAAAAUCCCAUCGUGGAUACUGGAGCACCCUAUGUAUUUUUUGUCUGGAAGGAUUGGUAUGAACAGCAAACUGGUACGGGUGCUUGUACGACUCUCACAGCCCAGUGCUACUCCUGUAUUAGGAGCUGCUCGCCCCAGCACACGCAGACCAUAAACUUCGGCGGUGGAGUGGAUGUCACUAUUUUCCAAAACGCUGGGAAACUUUCUCUUGGUACAACAUCAUACGAAGGUAUGACCUUCGGUCUGGUCUGUGGUAGGUCUCCCCCUCCCCCUCACGCUGAACCUCACGCUUCAUUUGGCCUGGCUAAAAUCAGCGACCCGGGAUACCCCUCUAUCAUGGAUCAGCUCUUAAAGAGGAGGGUGAUCGCGCAGAAGGUAUUCGCUCUCUACCUACACCCGGAUCAAAGUGGGACAUCUGGAUUCGAUGGAUCCCUACUUUUGGGUGGUGGCAGUUCUCGGGUGUACAAGGGUCCUUUACGUUUUGUACCAACAGUCUCAUCUAAUGAUUGGAAUGUAAUGCUGAGCUCUGUCCAGGUUGGUAGUGGGCACACGACUAUUGGUAUUAAACAACACCUACUCCUAGAUACUGGAAGUAACAACAUGUAUGUCCCGAGAUUGUAUUUCAGCUCACUACUAAGAGAUAUCAGCCAGCAAGCCAGCCAAGCGGCUAAGGCUAAGGUGAAAAUUGCUUACCAGCCAGGAUAUGGGGUAUGGGCUAUCAAUUGUGCUUAUCGCGAGUUCAUGCCGAGCAUUACUUUUGGACUACAAGCUCUACAAGGAGACGUAUUGAUAACCAUUGAUAGUUUGAGUUAUGUCCCGAUGCGAUCCGGAAUAUGUUUUCUCCAAAUUAGAGUUAAUGCCGAUGACGCCGAUGACAUGUGGGUCCUUCCCGACUAUACGCUAGUCGGAAAUUACCUCGAGUUUCAAGCAGCCCAGAAUCGUAUUGGGAUUGCCAAGUUAUUGCCAGAGCAAUAG